AUGAUUCUAGAAUCCUUGCAUUCGAGACUAGACUCCUUAGUGAGUAGCUUACGAAGGUUUAUGGAAAACUUCUAUGCGCACUACAAUGUAAAAACGUUAGCUGUCUUCCUGCUAGUGGCCGUCAGUUCAAUUUGUUUGGUCGGCUUGAAGAGGUUCGCGAUAGUUGAGGCCAUUUUUUACUUUUUGGCUUGGCUGAGGAUAAGAUUCGGCAGGAGGAACAACCUCGCUGUGCAUAUUUUCGCAGUGCUUCUCUACGUCUACGCUAUUUAUGCGGUUUAUCUAUAUUGGGGCCAUCCUCUGUAUGCUUGCCUGUACAAAUUGUAUGAUGCUGGUUUCAGUGCGUUUUUGUGUUAUAUGGCGGGUCCUAAGCAAGCUUUAGCCAGUUACAGAGCUUGUGAAUAA
This is a messenger RNA of Helobdella robusta, 402 nucleotides long. RefSeq lists its product as hypothetical. The coding region runs from base 1 to 402 and encodes 133 amino acids. The record is from RefSeq and is a predicted model, not a curated record. The transcript has 2 exons. NCBI's taxonomy places the organism in Eukaryota, Metazoa, Annelida, Clitellata, Rhynchobdellida, Glossiphoniidae.